AAUCAUCCUCCACUUUCAUGGCGGCUCUAAUCGUCUUUCUCAUUCUCUCUCUUUGCCCACAACCUUUCUCCCCUUCAUCACCCUCUUACCGCUUUGCCUUGCCAUCGUUUUCGCGAUGGACUCGGCCCUGGCACCAGUCUUCGCCGCGGUUCUAGGCUUCUUCUUGGUGUCUUUACUCUUCGUUGUUGUUUUUCACCUCUGCAAAUCCAAGAAACCACCCAACCACUGCCGCCAGAAAAGUUCAAUCACCCCAACCCGCCCAGCCAUGAACCCUCCGGAUCUCACCUCCGUCUCGGUAUACGACAGCGCCAGCUUUGACCUGUCUCUCCACCAGACCUCCAUGCCCGAGCUGGCCGCCGUUACCAAGAACUUCUCCUCGGAUCUCAUAAUUGGUGACGGCAGCUUCGGACUAGUCUACAAGGCCACUCUCUCCAACGGCGUCACCGUCGCCAUCAAGAAACUCGAUCGAGAUGCCUUCCAGGGCCUCCAUGAAUUCCGGGCCGAAAUGGAAACGCUCGGGAAGCUUCGACACCCGAACAUAGUGAAGAUUCUCGGUUACUGUUCGACAGGCCAUGAUCGGAUUCUUAUCUACGAGUUUCUCGAAAAAGGAAGUGUGUACCAAUGGCUGCACGACACGUCAUCACUGGAGGGGCGCCGACGAGCGGAUUGCUGAUCGCCGUUACCCUGGGAGACGAAGAUUAAGGUCGUUAGAGGAAUAGCUAAUGUUCUGGCUUAUUUGCAUGGGCUGGACACACCCAUUAUCCACGGAGAUAUCAGGGCCAGCAAUGUUUUACUGAACUCAGAUUUUGAGGCCCACCUUUCUGACUUUGGGCUCGCAAGGCUGGUCGAGGCCCAUUCCCACGUCUCAACCGUCGCCGGGACAAUGGGCUACAUGCCACCGGAGUACCGGGAAGGGAACACGGCAGUCACGGUGGUGGCGGAUGUGUACAGUUUCGGGAUUUUGAUGAUCGAAAUUGCCACGCAAAGGCUGUCCAAGUGGCCAGUGACAUUCGACGGGGAGGAGGUAGGGUUGGUUGAGUGGGCUAGAAAAAUGGCGGAGCAAAAUCGGGAAAUGGAAAUGUUGGGAGUAAAUGUUUCCAAUGAAGGAUUGGUGUUGGAUGAUGUGAAGGAGUACUUUAGAAUUGCCAGACUGUGUACCAGUGAGGUCACAAGAGGAAGGCCUGGAAUGAGUCAGGUUGUUAAAAUGUUGGAUGGUGUUUCUACGUGAGUAUGAAGAUUCUACCUCUUUAAUCAUCUUUUAAAACUCAUAUUGUACUAACCAUUACUGAGGCUGUAGAGAUUUUUAGCUAAUGAGAAUUUCCUCCAGGUGUUUCAGUGUCAUUUAUGUAAACAUUAUGAAUUUAUUAAUUAUAUUUGCAUAAUUAUAUAGACUAGUCUUCCAAUUCCAAAAAAAGGGAUGUACAUUU
Molecule: messenger RNA, 1427 nt
Organism: Rubroshorea leprosula
Lineage: Eukaryota; Viridiplantae; Streptophyta; Magnoliopsida; Malvales; Dipterocarpaceae
Source: the annotation of a GenBank genome assembly